CUUUUCUGUAGCAUAAGAUUCUAUCGAGUGCAUCUGAAGAACAAAAACUUUGCUGAUCAUGUACUCGAAAGGAUUUUUUCUACUUUCACAACAACUUUCACGUUUGAAUUUUCAUGAAAGUAGUUUACCGCUUUGGUUCUAACUUUAUACGUUGUAUUGUAGGUCGAUAAUUUGAAUAUCUCGUUUUUAUACCAAAAAAAAAUAUGCCAUGACAAAUUGACAUCCAUUUCAAAUAUGGCUGUUAAAAAAACAAAUUGCGAUCACUCUAGUAACGCUCUCGUUUUCUACCACACUGCCUCAUGCAGAUCUACCGUUGAUUGAGGAUUUGUAACUGAAAGACCUACGAGCCAGAGAAUCACAUUAAAUGAAAAAGUGAGCGAAUAAGACUAAAUUAUACGUUGUAUAAGCGAAUCGAAGAAAUGAAUCAACCAGUUAGCCGAAAUAACUACCAAUCUGCGUCAGCAACGGGUGAGUAGGUUACGUGUACGGACUCUUCCUUGAUAGUUACGUAUGAUGUUAAGGUAAUUCGAAUUCGAAUUCUCACCGUAGGGUAAGUAUCACGAUUUUGUCACAGAGAUGUGAUCUCUUUCGUGUGGAUAUGGACACGAUGAAAUGUCUCAGUUUUCGACCGCUCAUUUGAAAACUUCAACACGGGCUAUUUUACCGCCAAGUGACAACAUUGAACUUGUUACCAGUGUUUGAUUUCAGUGUAAUAACGCAACGAAAGAGAGGCAUGUGUGAACCGAUCAUGACAUGUCCAGUGUGUCUUCGAUGCAAUAGUCCACCGCGGAUUCGUCUACUAUCUACACAUCCGAACUUGGAUGAAGAGAGUGAGUGGGAUCGAGGACCGGGGACAGGGACGCAGACGGAGACAGCAAUCGGAGCUGUCGAGAUCGUACAACCUGGUGGGCCGCUGCGCCGGUCAGCCCCCGCGCUGCUCUCGUCACAUUACUACAGCAGUACAACCUGAUCGUUCCGCCGAGUAUCGAGUCUGCCGGAGGUGCGGAGGAGAAUGUUUCGGUUAGUUUUAAGUCGCAUGUUACCUAUGCUAACUCGUACUUAACAAUAAGACCCGAGAAAAUCUCCGAUUCGUUUUUGCUGUGCAACAGUGGAAUUUUCUACGUCAAGUACCACCUGUGUUCGUUCAACUCCCGCGGAUUCACUAGACAUCGGUAAACGCCGGGACCAUUGGGAAUGCUCUGACUGGUUGUAGGACGAUGUCGAUGAUGGUUCAAUGCCAGGUAGGCGCCGCUCCGAGCAUCGCGGUCACCAUGGAACUCGAUGGCGGCAUACGAAAUCCGGCGUGUCAGGAUGAUCUCGACGAAACUUGUUACUCGAAGGAACGCAGCUGCAGUCAGCCGAAUUAUCUACCCACCAAUAAAUCAACAGAAAUAUUGACGAUCCAGUGCGCCGAUAAUAGACUGGAGGGUGCGGGGGUCGGCAGCACCGUGGAUCCUUCGGGAGCGAGUGCGGGGUCCCAGGACGCCCGUGAAAAGAUCAUGAACGCAUGCCGAAGUCUGUGGCACUGGCGUUUCCUCGUCGACGGUACGAUUGGUCUAUCGGUGGUUGUUUUCCUUGGUGUGAUAGAACUCGGAAUUUUGCCUCAUCAACAGAUUGGCUUCUACUGCAAUGAUCCACGAUUAUCCUUCAAAUUCACUGGAGACACAAUAUCUAUGCCAAUUCUUUUGGGGGGAAGUGUUGUCUUGCCAUUGAUUGUGAUGUGGACAACUGAGUGGACAUAUCAUAAAUCUGACAGUUAUGGAAGCCUACAGCCAGGAUGUGCAGGAAGUAGAGGAAAACAAAUAUGGGCCUGGUAUGGUCAUUAUACCAUAGGUAUUGUUGCAGUCACAUGUUUCUGUGAUUUUGCCAAAAUUUUGAUUGGUGCUCCUAGACCUCACUUCUUCGACACCUGUAACCCAUAUGAGUUGGACAAUUGCACUGACACGUAUAUUGCCUCUUACACGUGCAGAAACACAGAGCAACCCUUUUGGUUUAUCAUGGAUGCCAGCAAAUCUUUUCCCUCAGGACAUUCGGCUCUGUCAGUGUUCACCUCUGUCUAUUUAAUUUGGUACAUCAAAAAUCGUCUUCCCCAGAGAACCACGUCCAUGCUACUCAAGCCCUGGUUGCAAUGUCUAAUUGUAUGUUGGGGAUUCGUUUGUUCGUUGACUAGAAUAAUGGACAACAGGCAUCACUGGUGGGAUGUACUUGCAGGAGUUAUAUUUGGUAUUUUCACCGCUAUUUACUGUGUAAAAGUAAACUGCAAUGGGUUUAUUGCGAAAAAUAUGGAUGUAGGAUGGGCACAUGGAGAGCCUGUUGAGAAUGGACAUCAUGGCUACGACAACAGACGACAUCAGAGUGUCAGAAAACUUUUGAGCAAUACUAGUGUAGAAAAUCGGGAAAUGGGUGAUAUUGUCACGAUGUGAAAAUGAUGACUUCAUAACUUCCGGUCUCUUGACCAUUAUGAAAUCAUUCUAAACAAUAUGAAGUUGUUAUUGUUGUUAAAUGUGUGGGAAUGGUUGAUUGUGUGUACGUAAUGAACUAUAGUGCAUGUAGUGUGAACGUUGUACGACGCGUACUCUAAAGAUUUCACGAGAAAACCACAAAGUGUCAUUUGGUUUGAUGUGGAACACAAGCAGUAUUCGAUUUUGUGUGCACGCGUGCGUGGGUCCUGUGUUGACGUUGGCUAUGAAAUGGUGCUUUUUCAUUGCUCCUCGUAAUUUCACUAAAGUUAUGAAUGAUAGACAACGAUCGUAAGGCGCUCGCGCGUUGUUAUGAAUCGUACUAUACAGGUAUAUUACUCUAUUCGUCGAAUGCAUCACACAGAUCUAGUGAAUUGUAAAUAUUCAUAAUUUUAAUACCGUGAAUGAUUAAUUUAUAUUAGGAUUAGGAUAAAAUUGUAUAUUUAUCAAUAGCCAUUUUGGUGGUUAGUAGAAUUUUUAAUGAUUAGGGCAGCUCCGUACUACGUGAAUUCAUACUUAUGAAAUUUUAAUAAUUUGAUCCAGAACUAAGGCCAUAUUUUAUUAUCGUCUGUCUCUAUUUUUACAACAUAUCUGUACAUAUAUACUUAGAUUAGUAUAAUAAAUAUAGCCACACGCUGAGAAGAUGUAUGUA
Athalia rosae (coleseed sawfly) is the source of this 3111-nucleotide messenger RNA. RefSeq names its product phospholipid phosphatase 3-like. The transcript is spliced from 7 exons. Lineage: Eukaryota; Metazoa; Arthropoda; Insecta; Hymenoptera; Athaliidae. Gene Ontology annotation, molecular function: phosphatidate phosphatase activity. The record is from RefSeq and is a predicted model, not a curated record. Bases 1218 to 2423 code for a protein of 401 amino acids. Gene Ontology annotation, biological process: phospholipid metabolic process; signal transduction; phospholipid dephosphorylation.